Carassius auratus (goldfish) is the source of this 4530-nucleotide messenger RNA. RefSeq names its product beta-1,4-galactosyltransferase 3-like. NCBI's taxonomy places the organism in Eukaryota, Metazoa, Chordata, Actinopteri, Cypriniformes, Cyprinidae. Gene Ontology annotation, biological process: carbohydrate metabolic process. The record is from RefSeq and is a predicted model, not a curated record. The transcript is spliced from 7 exons. The coding region runs from base 839 to 1915 and encodes 358 amino acids. Gene Ontology annotation, cellular component: Golgi apparatus. Gene Ontology annotation, molecular function: galactosyltransferase activity.
CGCAUCACUUCCUGUGCAUCGCAUGCUGGGCGCUUUCAACUCCGACAGGACAGUCGACGGAGUCACAUAAAUAGACAGGAGUCACGGACUAUCUGAGUGACUAGUCCGCCAAACUGUCCGAGUUUCAUCAGACACUGACUCCUGGCAUUGGACAGGGUGUUGGACCCUCCUCCUGCAUGACGACAGAAUGAGACAAUAGCUAGGGGUGUUGGAAAUCACCCCCCCCCCCCUUGUUUCCCCCCUCCUACAUAUCCAGGAAGCAUAUCCAUACUCACUAUCUUACACCAACACUCUACAAAACAAUACUUUGGACCUUUGUGGCUUCCACACUUUACCUUGAAGUCCCCAUGAGACUUUCACAGGACCGUCGCUGCUGAGAAACUCCGGGAACAAAACCCAUUUCCUUUCAGCCAGUGGACACAUCCUUCCGUUCUGACAGCUUUGGUGGAGCUGAACGGAAGCUCAUUAGAUCACUGAAUCAUGAAAACACCAGAGGACCACUGGGAGUUUCCAUUUGGAGUUGUAAAUUAAUAGACCACCAGUGAGUGGAGCAAAUCUAAUUCAACCUGCAGCAGAAGAUCUGUUAGAAUAAAUGCUAACUCUCCUUUGCCAUUUCAUCCGUCUCAUCUGAAGUGCCUUUUGCCUCCUCGAACCGUUUACAUCCACUCCAAAUAUCUGAUCCAUCUGCCAAGACGCAUCUGUUUCAUCACUUUCUCCUGUUUGCAUGCGAGUAAAAGUUUGAAGUAUCUAAGAUACGAGGAAUGAGACCACCGUAGAAUUCGGUUCCUCAGACUUAUCCUACCUUAACUCACUCAGACUCUCAAACAACUCCGUCACCAUGUUCACACUGCAGUCCAAAUGGCGCUACCUAAUCAUGUUCUUGGGCGUCCAGUUAGUGGUCAUGGCUCUUCUUUCUAGGGAGGGCUACCAGAAAAGAGUGUCAUAUUUUUUACGGAUUUUCCGAAAGCUGGAUUCUGCGACUGGACACACAGUUGGUGUACGCAACCAUACGGAUGUUUACGCCAACCUCUCCCUUUUGGGCCCUCCUCUUAAAAAAGAGGACAUGGCUUACUGCCCCAACCAGUCUCCUCUGACUGGUGGACCAAUUCAUGUCACUUUCCACUCUGGGCUUACGCUUGCUGAGGUGGUAAGAAAGAAUCCACUUGUUGUCCGUGGAGGGCGUUAUAGGCCGCCAAACUGUGAGGCUCGCCACCGCACUGCAAUAAUCAUUCCCCACAGAAAUAGGGAGCAACACCUCAAGUUCCUCCUGUACUAUCUGCACCCCUUCCUACAGCGUCAGCAGCUCAACUAUGGCAUCUAUAUCAUUCACCAGGCUGGAAAUUACACCUUUAACCGAGCAAAGCUGAUGAACGUGGGAUUUCGCGAAGCCAUGAGGGAAGAGGACUGGGAUUGUCUCUUCUUUCAUGACGUGGACCUCAUUCCAGAGGACGACCGCAACACCUACAUCUGUGACGCUCACCCCAAACACGCUGCCAUUGCCAUGGACAAAUUUGGCUACAAGUUGCCUUAUAAGAUGUAUUUUGGAGGAGUAUCAGCUGUGACCCCAGUUCAGUACCUCAAAAUGAAUGGUUUCCCAAACAAUUACUGGGGCUGGGGUGGUGAGGACGAUGACAUUGGUGUCCGGGUCUCACUUGGAGGAAUGUUAAUCAGUCGUCCGUCUCUAAAAGUGGGCCGGUAUAAGAUGAUCAAACACAAGCAAGACAAAGGCAAUGAAGUGAAUCCCAAAAGGUUUAACAUGUUGGCCAAGACCCGGCAUACGUGGAAACAAGACGGUAUGAAUACGUUGGAGUAUGAGAUCGUAUCCCGGGAUUACCAGCCUCUUUACACCAACAUCACGGUCAACAUUGGCACCGAGGCAGGCCUGCACCCGCCUAAAAAAAAAGCUGCUUCUUAGCUGACUCCCAGCAUUCUUGUUGUUUCCCGGAGGCACAAGUCUUAGCGCCAGUGCCACACUGCCCGAAGACUUCACCCACAUGCACAUGGCCAGUGAAUUCAUGGGACAUCAUGCCUUUACUGCUCCACAGACCUUCUGUUUCUCUCUGUAAUAGCGGUGCCAUCUAGUGAUCCCAUGAUUCUCUGUCCUUUCUCUCGCUCUCUUUUUCUCCAAAGUUUGACAUUCUGAUCCUGUGCUCACUAGUUCACUUUAUAAGUCAGGAUGCUCAUCUGGUCCACGCACUGAACGCUUCACAGACUCCGUAGGAAGGAUGUGUUUCCUGACAGACUCUUCAUGUAUCCUCUGUGUCUAUAGGCACCAUUGGAAAAACCUCUGUUGCCUUCGAAUCAAGCUGCAUUCUCUCUUUACAUUUCUCUUAUGAUGACUAACGGCCACCCAUUGGUUGACGUGUUGCACUGGGUCAGGCCGACUCUUUAGCAGGGGUAAAAUUAGUUUUCUGCCACGUGAGGGGAAAAGUGAAGCAUGCCGAACAACUACAUAAGCAAUGUUAUUUGCUGCACUACUCUGUGAGUCUGGUGCAUUUCCUGUUCAGUAAAUUAUGUUCUGUAUUGCUAUACAGGUGGGUGGAGUGAUAUUUUGCUAUAUAUCUUCAAUUUCGAGUAAAGAACUGGCCUCUUUGGUAGUAAUAACCACUCUACAUUUACUGAUGUCCGCCUUUUUUAUUUUGUUUUCAUACUUGCCUUUGGUUAUCUUGGUAAUAAUACUGGCUUUACUUAUCAAUGCGCUGCCUCUCAUUUUCACGAUUUGCCCAACACACUCUAUUUUAUGAUUUUUUUUUUUUUUUUUUUUUUUUUUUUUUAAUGAUUGGCUGGUUGUGUGCGGUUUGCUUUGAAUUAGGCAUUAGGUUUGUUGAAUGUAGGUGUAGUUCUCCUUUUGGUCAGAGAAUGUCAUAUCAGUGAAGAGUGCAUUGGGUUGUGUCCAUUUGGAUGGCUUGGUGAAUAGUAUAUACUUCGGAAGUCCCUUUGUUUUUGUCCCAUAUUCCCAUAUAGAGUCCAGCAUUUGAUCAGUCAACAAGAUUUCCUAGAAAUGCACUUAGCUUGUUAUGCGUGCUUUUUAGAAAGACUUUCAGCUUUAUAAAAACACAAGCAUAAACCGUUUAUAAAAACAUUAAGUAAAUUGUCCCAUUGAAUAAAAUGAGCUAAGAACAUCUGUAAAAUAUUUUUUGCAUUCAUUUGAAAACACUUGAUGUUCACAAAACCAUUUCUACAGUUACUUUGAAACAGAUGUGCUACAAUCAGUCUUAUAUAAAAUGGUGUGAUGAAUCAAAUACGCUAACAACUUUAAAACCAUUCUUAUGUAAAUUGUUGUAAGAAGCUAAAUUAAAUGCUAAUGUUCGUAAAACCAUUUUUAGAUCAAUUGUUGAAUUUAAAUUGAAUGCCCUAAUAUUUAUAAAAUCAUUCUUGUGUUAAUUGGAAGUAAUGAAUCAAAUGCACUAUCAAUCAUAAACCAUACUUGUGUAGAGUGCUGCAUUAAAUUUGCUCACAAACCAAUCUUAAACUGUAGCAGUGCAGUGAAUGCGCCAACAUUCAUAAACGUGAGCUGUUGCUUUUAGUUGAAUGUGCUAAUAUUUGUAAAACCACUCUUGCAUAUAUUUACGUUUAAUUGUAUACAGUAACAGUCCAACCAACCAAUGGUUACGAACAAAUUACACUGUUUGUUUUGCUUAUUGUUAAUGAAUGAGACCCAUUUGGUAUGGAAAAAAAAGGUAAAUUCUUUCAGUCCUCAAAACAAAUUGAUUUUGUGUUUCACACCUUUAAUAUUUAAAAAUGCAUUCAUGAAUUUGGAGAAGUAUCAGUUCUGAAAAUUAUACUGAAUCAUGGCCCCCCUUGGUAAUGUUAACCUUGUAUUUGCCAUGCCUUGUUUCUGUCUAACUUUUUAAACGUCUUCUGCAUUGUUCAGUCUCAUGGUGAAACUAACUCUCUGACAGUCCAGUCACCGGAUACACGGAUGCUUCAGACAGAUCUUGUGGAUAGGUGAAUCUCAAAUAACUGUUUAUGAUAAUGAGAUCAUACAUUGUUUUUCUAAUGCUGCUGUUCUCUGUGUUGAGUGUGAACGGUGGAGGUAUUGCUCCCCUCUUUACUAGUUUGUAUGCUGUUGGUAUUUUUUCUUUUCUUUUUGCUCAACAGUAGUAUUUUUUUUUUUUUAUGAAAGCUUAAGGUGGUCGUUAACGGUCCGAUUAAGUCUGUUGGCUCAGAGAAUAUUACCUGUAAACAAUUGAUUUAUUUUGGGAUGUAAAGGUUGACACGAGAUGUUUAUUCUUCACAUUGAGAAUUUAUAAUUGAUAGCUAUUCACAUUGCCAUCAUAGAAGGUACUUAGAGAACUGUUGAUCAGCCAUGAAUGAUAUAGUUUGACAUGUACAGAUUACAGGCUGCACACUACUGAGAUGGGGUGAUGGAUCGGAUGUUUCUAAAUGUGCCUUAUCUCUCUGGUGUCAGUAAUCUGGAGUUCUUCAGUGGGCACAGUGCUCUGAACAAAGAGAAUUUGUUUCUCUUUAAGAAGUCUGCACACUACAUAGCGGCCUUAUGAUUAUUUAAUAAAACAAAUGUUGAUGUUC